AUGACUCUGCAGCGAACGGUUGCGUUGGUAGCUCUCAUUCUGGCAAGUUGUAAUCCUCCCAUAUGUGCAACAAUUUUGAUGGGUUUUGCAGAGCGUUAUAUGUCGGAUUGCCUUCCCAUUGGCAACCCGACCGAUACACCCGAGGAAAGCCUCAAGUACUGCGAAGACAUUGCGUUCUGGGAAAUCCUUGAUAACACAGGAAAAGCGGAGAAACGUCUUCUUCUCGCCAGCUGCGAUCCUGGACGAAAAUCAUGGAACACCGUCAUGGGUCCCCUCCACGAUCCCAAACCACAUGGUGCGCUGUGGGUUCACGUCCCACCCGAACGGGGUUCUUCUUCCACCCCCACCAAAGCUCAGAGAAUCACGUUGAAGAACUAUCCUGAGGGUCACGACUUUCACCCGCUCGGACUCGAGAUUUAUCCUUCGUACGGAGGCAACUCCUCCAACCUCUACGUCAUCAACCAUUCACGCGAACGAACGGUGAUUGAGCAAUUCCUGCUCAAUCCCGCCGACCCAACAACCGCAACCCACAUUCGCACUUUGACCUCUCCAUAUUUCAUCUCCCCGAAUUCGCUAACUCUGACGUCGCCAGACUCGUUCUACGUCAGCAACGACCACCUCUUUACACGCCGCCUCUUCAUCCUUGGGCAUUUUCUGCCUAUCAUCGAAUCAAUACUGGCCCUUCCUCUAAGCUUCGUCUCCCAUAUCAACCUCUCCCCACCCUCCUCAUCCAACGACGACGCCAUCAUCAUCAAACACACCUUCGCAGCGCUCUUCCUACCUUUCCCAAACGGCAUCUCCCUCUCUCCCUCUGGAACGCAAGUAGCUCUGGCUCUAACGUCCCAAAACAAAGUCCUCUUCUACGAACGCGAUCCAGCCACCAACGUACUCACCAAACGUACACACACCAUUCCCGUCCCAUUCUGCCCUGACAACGUUCGGUGGACGCAUGGUGGCACCGACGACGAACUGAUCGUCACAGGUCACCCCCACUUCCCCUCCAUCACCGCCGUCGCCGCGAACAAGACGGGGGCGGCGUCAGCUAGCUGGGUAGUUUCCAUCCAUCCCAACGGUAACACUACGGACAAGCCAACAGGCAAGGGCGAGUUCGAUCUGGAUGCGCCGGUGUCUGCGAGUUCUAAAAUCUCGGGAUGGUCAAUGACGACGUUGUUCCAAAGUGAUGGGUCGGAGGAAGGGUUGAUGACGUCCUCGACGGCGUUGAAGGAUCCCAAGUCUGGCGUUUUGUACGUGUCUGGACUUUAUGACGAGCGGGGUGUGGUGAUGUGCCGGCCAGCAAAGUAA
Laccaria bicolor S238N-H82 is the source of this 1302-nucleotide messenger RNA. RefSeq lists its product as uncharacterized. The record is from RefSeq and is a predicted model, not a curated record. The transcript has 3 exons. Lineage: Eukaryota; Fungi; Basidiomycota; Agaricomycetes; Agaricales; Hydnangiaceae. Bases 1 to 1302 code for a protein of 433 amino acids.